Messenger RNA from Babesia sp. Xinjiang, 603 nucleotides. Its product is annotated as Thioredoxin domain-containing protein 9. Gene Ontology annotation, cellular component: cytoplasm. The transcript is spliced from 4 exons. The record is from RefSeq and is a predicted model, not a curated record. Gene Ontology annotation, biological process: microtubule cytoskeleton organization. The coding region runs from base 1 to 603 and encodes 200 amino acids. Lineage: Eukaryota; Apicomplexa; Aconoidasida; Piroplasmida; Babesiidae.
AUGGCGGUGAAUAAAAACCAGGCUGACCUCGCCAGGCGAGUACGCGACAACGUGCUGGUGGCCCUGCUGGAGAAGGAACGCGAGGUGGAAGAAGAACUGGACAACAUAAGACAUAUAGAGACUAAGAUAUCGCAGCUGCGUGAUGAUGAGGCCAUGGAAAGGUUUCGUGAGGCGAGGCUCCGCAAGCUUAAGGAAACAAACGCCAAACGACUCGAGUACAUGAAUAAUGGAUACUGCAGGCUCGUGGAUGUAGACUCGGAUUCACAGUUCUUCGAUGUCUGUAGAAACACACAGUACGUGGUAGCGCACUUCUAUAGGCCAACCACUGUUAGGUCGAAAUACCUCGAUGAAAAGAUGCACGAACUCUGCCAAGUCUACUUCAACACAAAGUUCAUCAGGGUUAACGUAGAGCGAACCCCGUUCCUUUGCGAACGGUUCAACAUAUGGUGCAUCCCAACGCUCAUGAUUAUCAUCGACGGGAAAACAAACCACAGCGUGGUGGGAUUUGAUGAGUUCGGAGGAGACGGUUUCACUUUAGACGACUUUAGCAAGGUUCUCAACAAACAUGGCAUAGUACCGCCAGAUGUAGACAAAAGGGAAUGA